Messenger RNA from Prinia subflava (tawny-flanked prinia), 3856 nucleotides. It is a transcript of the gene GCNT4, whose product is annotated as glucosaminyl (N-acetyl) transferase 4. The transcript is spliced from 3 exons. Bases 227 to 1594 code for a protein of 455 amino acids. The record is from RefSeq and is a predicted model, not a curated record. Gene Ontology annotation, molecular function: acetylglucosaminyltransferase activity. NCBI's taxonomy places the organism in Eukaryota, Metazoa, Chordata, Aves, Passeriformes, Cisticolidae. Gene Ontology annotation, cellular component: membrane.
GUACACCAAUACUGCUGUAGCAGAGUAAUCCACAGAAACAAUGUCACCCCAGCUACUUCUGUGUGUCCGACUUCGCACACAUUUGAAGCGCUGAUGCUGGUGGAGGCUGCAGUGGCAGGAUGGAGCAGACACCAGGACUUUGCCCACCGAGCUGGCUGUACCCACACUGAUGUCCUGGGACAGAGCAUCCUGAAGAGGGGAAGAGACCACAGCAGAGUGCAGGAGAAUGAAGAGAAGCAAGUGGUCCCACAAAUGUCCCUCACGAAGGAAGAUUUUGAUUCUGUGUGUUACUGGGUGGCUGAUUGCACUGCUGAAGCUCUUCCAUGUCGAAAGACACUUUUUUCCCUCUAAAGGCAUCUACUUAGUUGAGCACUUCUUGAGCACUUCUUCUUAUGUUAGAAACAGAUAUUCAUACCCUAGAAAUGAGUUCCAAUAUGAAAUUAAUUGUUCAUCUAUAUAUGAACAGGAUCCUCAUGAAAUUGGCAAGAGUUUAGAGAUAAGAAGAAAAGAAAUAGUUGAUUUAGCUGAUGAAGAUGUUGUAGCAAUGACAAGUGACUGUCACGUGUAUCAUUCACUUAGGAAAUACCACCUAAAACCUGUUUCUCCAGAGGAGGAGAGUUUUCCAAUUGCCUAUUCUUUGGUUGUUCACAAAGAUGCAGCAAUGGUGGAAAGGCUCAUACAUUCGUUGUACAGUCGUCAAAAUAUUUACUGCAUCCACUAUGACCAAAAAGCAGCAAAAAGUUUCAAAUCUGCUUUGAACAAUCUAGCUAAAUGUUUCCCAAAUAUUUUCAUUGCAUCAAAAUUGGAGACAGUGGACUACGCACAUAUUUCACGCCUGCAAGCAGAUUUCAAUUGUUUGUCUGAUUUGAUGGACUCUCCAGUUGCUUGGAAGUAUGUUAUCAAUUUGUGUGGCCAAGAUUUCCCUUUGAGAUCAAAUUUCGAGUUGGUUGCUGAACUGAAGAAACUUGGUGGAGGAAACAUGCUUGAAACUUCAAAGCCAAGCAGUAGCAAAAGAGAAAGAUUUACUUAUCACUAUGAACUUAUGAAAGUGCCUUAUGAAUACAUGCAGAUGCCUGUAAAAACCAACAUUUCCAAGAAUCCGCCACCUCAUGAUAUUGAGAUAUUUGUAGGCAGUGCCUAUUUUGUUUUAAGCCGAGAAUUUAUCCAAUAUGCCCUUGAAAGCUCACUUGCAAAAGAUUUUUUUGAGUGGUCAAGGGACACUUACUCUCCAGAUGAACAUUUCUGGGCCACUCUUGUACGUGUCCCCGGGGUCCCUGGGGAAGUUCCGAGGUCAUCCCAGGAUGUGACAGACUUGCAGAGCAAAACUCGCCUGGUGAAGUGGAAUUAUCUCGAGGACUAUCUGUAUCCUCCCUGCACUGGCACCCACCUCCGCAGUGUCUGCAUCUACGGGGCUGGAGAACUGAGGUGGCUUCUGAAUUACGGGCACUGGUUCGCCAACAAGAUUGACUCCAAAGUGGAUCCUGUCCUGGUGAAAUGCUUGGCAGAAAAGGUGGCAGAGCAGCAGAAGGAGUGGGUACACUUGUCCUCUGAUGAAUACUUCCUGCACUUAAGUUCUACGAAUGCCUUGACGUAGCAGUGCUGUGUUCUCUGCUGUCAGUGCUGUGUGCACAGCACCUACAGUUCUGCUCCUUGACCUGCUGCAGGAUGGCAGUGAGAAAAAGGGGCAUUCCAUAUAAAAUCCAGGGCCCUGCAGAGCCAGCUGCCUGGCUAUUUAUUGAUGAAAAGUCAUGUCUCUCUGACUAACUCUUUUGCCACAAUAAACCUGUAAUUGUCUUCAGGGUGAUUCUGAAAUGGUGAAGUUUGCUUUUGGAGGCUCUUGUUCUGUCCCAGUGGAGUAUUCCAGAAAUGUAUUUUACUUCAGAUGUGUUUAUAUCUUUUAUAAGAAACUCCAGCACUUCUGUCUGCUUGUCCUCUUUUUCCUUCACUUUUGCUUUUCUUAAAGGAGUAAAGGGAAGACCUCUGUAUCUGCUACCUCAGGAAAACUGCAAGUGCCCAUGUCACAGAAAAAACCAAGAGAUCAGCAUGAUACCAAAUGACCCGUGUGACCUCACCUGAAGUUCCACACUUCCCGUCUGUGGGAGCUGCAUAGAUCUUUGCAAUGUGAAUAUGACUGGAUGAUUUAAGGGAGACAGGAUCCCUGUACACUGCAUUGUGUGCACCACUGUUCUCCCAGCUAAUUUAUGCUUUGCUUUUCCUUCUGUGAUCAGGGGCUGUGCCAACACUGUUGGUUUCAGGAACAGUGAAAGAUGGUUGGAACAGUUGUGCACUGUUGAGUGCACACAGCUGUGUGUGCUCCAAAGGCAGAAUACAUACGUGCCCUCAGGGCAGUCUCUGCAGCUACUUGGGGGAGGUAUCCGUGCCAAAAGAGGUCAAUCUUCAUUUCUGUCUGUUUGUCAGAAUAUCUUUCUGUGAAAUCCCAGUGCUCUUGGGACAGUCUACACACAGUGGAUAACAAGUGCUAUUUCUAGUUGGUGUUCAGCAGCGUGGUAGAGCACACAAAGUUGAGCAGUAAUCUCAAGAAUAGCCAUAUUUUUUAAUGAAUCACAGAAUCAUCCAGAAAUUAAGACCCUGCAUGGAGUGUCUUUCUGUGCAAGUCCCGUGGCUGUGCACUGCCAUGAUCCCAGGCUGGCAAGUGCCUGAAUGGGCCCUGGUUCAGCUGCAGAGCAAGAAUUCUCCAGCAGCCCCUGCUUGCCGUGGCCCUCCUGGUAGUGAAGUAGCUCAGGAGCCUUCUCCCAGCUGGGCUUCCCACAUUCCAGCAGGAGGGAAGGGUCUGCAAGGGCAGGAGUCUCUGCAGAAACUUCUGCAACUCAGAAAUGCCUCUUGGCAUUUUGGGGGUUUCCCUGGAGAGUUGCUCUGCCACAAGUUCUGUUUUGGUGGUUCCAGUGGAUCCCGGGGUUGAGCUUUCUCCAUGCCACUGUCUUCUUUCUAGCUAUCUGUCUUUUAUUAAGGGACCUUUCUCCAUGAGUGACUUUGGGAUAUCUGUAUCUGGUCUUACUGAUCUACAGAUUGCUCCAGUAAUGACCAUGUCUCAUCUCAAUGAGAAAUCUCUGUUCCUUACUUGAGCUGAAAGAACCAACUUGCUUUUUGGUCUUGAUUUCUUUUUAUAAUUUUAGUCACAGUGAAAUCUUCUGUGGCUCAAGGCUGGUCUGCGAGUCAGGGUUCUCAGGCCUUUUUCCACAUUUGUGACACUGAUUUUCAGUAAGACCUCAGACAAGCCGCCUGAGUUUUCUGUUUCAGCUGUUCCUGUUUAAAAUGGGAACUAUUAUCUUCUACUGUCUUGCUGAGCACCUUGAAACCUGUGGGUGUUGUGGGUUUGGCUGCACAAUACUAAUUAUUUGGUAUUAACUUAUUUUGUGAAUAAUUUCUUAUCCACAAAACUAUUUAUCUAGUCUGGCUGCACAGAUCAAGUAUUUCUUAAAUGUACUGUUUCUGAAAUAAAUGGGGAUUAUUUUUAAAGUGUGUGUUGCUUAUUUCAGUGACAUGCCAUGUCUGCUCAAGGCUGUCCUGACUUGAUGUAAUUUAUAAAUACUUUGUAGAAAAUUAAAUGUUGAUAGUAUUUACAGAUUCAUGUAUUAGCACUUGCAUAUAAAAUAGAGUCCUCUUCUGGCAGAAAGGUUAAUAAAAGAGAAUGUUAGGAUCCCAGAGGGCCAAGCUACAAUGUUCUGUACCUAUAAAUUAAUGCUUAAUGAUAUAUUUGAAAUUUUGUAUUUAUUUAAACUAGCUUUAUACAUGUAUGUACACAUUCACCCAUUUGGAUUUAAUUGCAGUUGUUUGAUUGGCCAUAAAUUUAUAAUUUUUAAAAAUAUAAAUUUAUAAAUUUAUUUAAAAUAAUCUG